This is a messenger RNA of Penicillium mononematosum, 567 nucleotides long. RefSeq lists its product as uncharacterized. NCBI's taxonomy places the organism in Eukaryota, Fungi, Ascomycota, Eurotiomycetes, Eurotiales, Aspergillaceae. Bases 1 to 567 code for a protein of 188 amino acids. The record is from RefSeq and is a predicted model, not a curated record. The transcript has 2 exons.
AUGUCCGACUCUUUCACAAGUUCCUCGUACUACUACAGUUCCACAACCAACGGCAGCGACGGCAAGACUACAACCGGACACAGGUAUUCAACAACCUCAUACACCGAACCCGACGGCACAACAGUCGUACGUACGGCCCAGCAAGAUCUAGGCCAACCAGCAGUCGUUGAGGAACGGAGAUACGACAACACAGGCCAGGAACUAUUGGCUUUACCAGAGCCCGCAGGUGGUACCUCUGCAGGUGGGAUAAGACGCAUCACCGAGCUAGACGAUGAUCACGUCCGAAGCUUCCACGCCCGUGUCCUGGGUGAUUUUGGUGGUUCGGCGGCUCAACUCUUGGAUGGGGCCGGCGAGAACGAUUCGUUUAAUAUGGCUUCUUCGCCGCUGGGGUCUAGGGUUUAUGACCCCGUGACCGGCACUUAUAAUGACCAAUCCGAGUAUGAUAUCGGUGGGGUUACUGAGACGUCAUCAACAGAUGAGGGAUGCUGCUGGUCGGAGGAUCGGACGGGAUGUGGAUUUUGCCGCGGAUGGCUUAUCGUCGUCGGCAAAGGAGAACCGCCCGUAUGA